AUUCGCAAACCAGAGAACUAUCCAGCAAUAUGAAGUAUUUCCUAGUAGUCCUAGCAGUACUAGCACCCCUGACUGCAGCAGCCAGCCUGGGGGAGCAGAAGCCGAAGCCUAACGCCUUCGUCCAGUCCCUGAGGGACUUGCAUCGGGGUCCACCAGUGGAGCCCUCAAAGACCAGAGCCAAGGUGGAGGAGCGUUGGAUCGACCAGUGGCUGGACAAUUUUGAUGAGCAAAACAACGCAACUUGGAAGGACCGCAUCUUCAUCAACGAGCGCUACUUUGUCGACGGUUCCCCCAUUUUCAUUUACCUGGGCGGUGAAUGGAAGAUUUAUCCCGAUAGCAUCACCUCUGGCCUCUGGAAGGACAUUGCCAAGAAGCACAACGGCUCCCUCGUCUACACCGAACAUCGUUUCUUUGGGGAGAGUAUCCCAAUAACCCCACUUUCUACUGAGAAUCUGCAAAAGUACCAAAGCGUCGAGCAGGCCCUGGCCGAUGUGAUCACCGUUAUUGAGACCCUGAAGGAGGAGGACAAGUAUAAGAACUCCAAGGUAGUGGUCUCCGGCUGCUCCUACUCGGCCACCAUGGCCGCCUGGAUUCGUAAGCUCUAUCCUGACACCAUUAAGGGCAGCUGGGCCUCAUCGGCUCCGAUACUGGCCAAGGUGGACUUCAAGGACUACAUGAAGGUUGUGGGCCAGGCGUACGCAACUCUUGGCGGACAAUACUGCUACGAUUUGAUCGACAAUGCCACCGCCUACUACGAGGAUCUCUUCGACAAUGGAAAGGGAAAGCAGGCUAAGAAGGAGCUAAAUCUGUGUGACGAAUUCGAUGUUGACAGCGAGCAGGAUCGCUGGCAGAUAUUCAGCACCAUUGCCAAUAUCUUCGCCGGCAUUGCCCAAUACCAAAAGCCUGAGAAGUACGACCUGCCCCAGUACUGUUCGGUGCUGCGAUCCUUCAGCGACGACGAUUCCGUGGCCCUGUCCAAGUUUAUCAACUGGAAAAUCCACGAGCACUCUGGCGAGUGCAUCAGUGCUACCUACAAAGGAGCUGUGGGCUACUAUGAAUGGUCCAAGGAAAACUACGAAGAUAGCGAUCUGCCUUGGAUCUUCCAGACCUGCAGCGAGUUCGGUUGGUUCCAAUCUUCGGCCAGCAGCCAACAGCCCUUUGGAUCCACUUUCCCGGCCACUCUGUACGAGGACACCUGCGAGGGUGUCUUCGGGUCCAAGUACGACUCGGCUGGUAUCCACGCCAAGGUCAGGAAUACCAACAAGGUGUUUGGUGGCCUGGACGUGAAUGCCACCAAUAUCUACUUUGUGCAGGGUGAGUUGGAUGGCUGGAGCAAGGUGGGCGCAGGAGUUGCCCAGGGAGCCACCAUUAUCCCAUUGGCCUCCCACUGCCCCGACACGGCAUCUAUCAGCGCCUCCGACAGUGCCGAACUGGUGGCCUCUAAGAAGAAGCUUAUCAAGCUGGUGGCCGAGUGGCUGGCCGAUGAGUAGCUAUAAUUAUGCCUAUUAUUGAAGUAUUCUUAGCUUAGAAGUUUGUUGUUAUAUGGCUUAACCGACGCCUAAAAAUGUAAUCAAUAAAUAUAAUAAUUAUUAAUAACAUA
This is a messenger RNA of Drosophila kikkawai, 1600 nucleotides long. Its product is annotated as putative serine protease K12H4.7. NCBI's taxonomy places the organism in Eukaryota, Metazoa, Arthropoda, Insecta, Diptera, Drosophilidae. Gene Ontology annotation, molecular function: serine-type exopeptidase activity; dipeptidyl-peptidase activity. The record is from RefSeq and is a predicted model, not a curated record. Gene Ontology annotation, biological process: proteolysis.